This is a messenger RNA of Drosophila suzukii, 2228 nucleotides long. RefSeq names its product Interacts with the C terminus of ELL 2 (gene Ice2). Gene Ontology annotation, cellular component: transcription elongation factor complex. Lineage: Eukaryota; Metazoa; Arthropoda; Insecta; Diptera; Drosophilidae. The record is from RefSeq and is a predicted model, not a curated record.
UACAAUAUAAAGCAGAGUUUUUGAAUCUCUCAAAAGAACGAAUCUGAUAUGGCCAAGGAACCUCCUUUGUAUGAGGGAAAUUCGAUAUUUCGGAAUCAGCCUUCAUACAAGGUCUUCAACAAAUCCUUUGAGCAUGUGGACGACGCGCUGUACACGUUUUUGAAUGAAGUGGAUCCCGAGGUGCUGCGGCUGGAGCUCAAAGAAACCGCCAAUGUCUUCAAAUCCUUUAACCGCAACACAGCCUUGAGGGAUCCCCGCACCGACCAGGUUCCCGGGAGUGCGAUUUGCGACAAUUCCAGCGGCGGUACCGGCUACAGUUUCCCCAAUCCUCUGGAUCAGCACUCGGAGUUGAAUCUCAAGCAGCAGGCCGCCUGUAUGCGAGUGCUUCUGGCCUGGCAGCGAAGCGAACCCGUUGAUGAGGAGGACUUUGUGGUGUGGCAAGCCACAGAAAAGAAGCGCUGCAAUGAGCAACAGCGGGUUCAGAAACACAUCCAUGACUACGAAUUGGGUCGCAAGGAAAUCAUCUACGCGCCCAUGAGAAGUCUGGUUGCGGUCUACAGAAAAUGGUACGAACUGAGCGUUAAUAAACUGCUAAAGAGGUAUCCCAACGAGUCAUAUGUGACCUUUUCAGGCCUGCCUCAGUUGUCGCAGUGCAAAAGCCUCAAUUCUCAGACCGUCAGCAUGGAGCAGGUUGAGAUCGAGCGGAUUGUGGGCCGGGUUAGACUCUGUCCAGAGGUGAAACUAAGCCAGGAGGCCCUGAGCACCUUACAAGUGCGCUUGGAUCGCUACGCGGCUAGGGAAACCAAGGAUCCUGCUUAUCUAUUGUCGGAUAAAGAGAAGGACCUGGAACUAGAGGCUAACAAUAUCUUCGUUCUGCCCCUGGACUCUCUUUUAAUGCUGUUAACGACUGGAUCAUAUAUUGAUCUACCGACCGAAAUGUUUGUCAGCCUGAGAGAAUGCCCAAAAAGUAAUCACAAGUGCAUGGAGUUCCAGUCUCCCUUUCCAGCACGCAACUGUGGUUGGCAUACAAACAGUUUGGUCCUGAAGCAUGCAUAUGAGGCUUACAUAUCUCAGCCUGGGCAAGCCAAAUGGCUACAUUUCGAAAAUGGAGCAGUCAAGGAAGUCCCUGAUAAGCUUAUCUGUGAAAUGUCUUCUACCGAUUUUCACAUGGCCUACAAGCUUCAUAAAAUUGAUCAGCAUUCUUCAGACAUUGUGGAUGCCAGCGCCAACACCGCUUUAGUCAGUUGGAGUCUCAGAUGUAAGAGCGAAGGUGAUGAAGACAAAGAUUUUCAAAUCUUUAGCACUUUACCCAUACCAGCGGUUAAAGAUUCUAAGGGCAAAAAGCCCCUUGGUUGCCAUUUGAUUAAGCUGGAGAAUAAGCCCGACUGCGGCUGUGAAAUAAUGUCCAAAUACGAGUUGAUUAGUGCCUGGCUGCAGCUGAAGCUUCUGCAAGCUGAUGUAGGUCACUGCACCCGCAUUUCGCUGCGAGACUUUAAGCCCAUGUUGGAGGAGAAAUUGGCGCUGAUAUCCCUAGAACAACAGCUGCACGACUACUACAACACAAGCAUGCCGCAACUUCUUUCUAAUUUGUAUGAGUUCCUGAAACUACUAGACACGGUGCCUGUUGGGGAAUACCUGCUACGCUACUCUCCCAAGUACAAGGAUAAAUUCCUGCUAUGCAAUGUCACCAAGGAGGCCACGGCUCAGAGCUUCAAGUUGGACCAACUCCUCACGGAAACCACUCCGAGCGAUCAAAUCUUCCUCACCCAAAGCAGUUUUCUUCCAAUCUCGCCCACACUCUGUGGCCGCCUCCAUGAGGAACUACAGCUACUGCCCUGCGCAUUCCCUGCAAAGGCCAAUGGACGGUCAGUCCAACGACGAAAGGCGGCGAUAUCCAGACCAGAGCCCGAAAGACGGGCUCCAGGAAGACGGCAGCCACAUAAGAAGUGGACGGCAGCUCAAACUGAAGAGUUUCGUCGCCGUUGUAAGUCCGGACAAAAGAUUCGAGCCAGAGCUCGCAAAAAAGCGGCUGCCAAAAAUGAAAAAGACGAGCUGGAGAAGAUAAUGACGCUGUAAUAACAACCAUUUGGUUUUCUAUUUAGUUUGUAGUUGUUAACUGUUGAAUAGCCAAAAAAAGAUCCUCAAAUUGGUGUAAAGAUAAGAAGCCUUCAAUAGAUUUGUAAGAAAUAUGUUAUUAAAUUGAAUAACAAUAACUGAAAUAGAAGGUU